AAAGAGAGAGAGAGAGAGAAAACGUAAGUCAGAUAUUAUCGGAAGUACUAGUACGCAUUGUAUUUGUCUAUGAAAAAGUCAGGAGCCUCGAACGCAUCUCUGAGCGCCAGCUUGGAAAAGCAUGCCGUUCCAGCUAUGUUGCCCAGACAUUCUCUCGUAACUAAUGGCGAGCAAAGCCACGCAGAUGCGUUAUCGAUUUAUUGGUCUUAGCUGCAGUUCUAAGUAGAUUAAACUCUCCUUCGAUUCAGACUACAUGAGACACCAAAAAUGGCGCAUACAGAACAGUUUAGCUCGUGGCUUUGAGAAACAAGUUUAGUAAGUCCAAUUAAAAAUAGCACCUUCGCUAAUUGACGACAACCACAUUCGGCGUAGCCCGCUUAAAUCGAUGUCUGUCCUCUGCGAGUAUUAGCGGCAUCAGUGCGUAAACGCGACGUCUCAAUAUGACCGAACCCGACAAAAAGAUUCGCUUUGAUAACAAGCUAUUGGAUCACAUACAGUCCCGUCGACACGACGAAGCUAAAGCGAGGCUCAGCAAAGACUUGAUCAACGCAUGCGACGAUGAGGGCAGUCUGCUGCAUUACGCAGCCGAAGGGGGUAACGAGGUGAUUGUUGGACAUUUGAUCAAAUUGGGUGCGGAUAUCGACUGCCUGGAUCGAUAUGGCAGAACUGCUCUCGUGAUUGCUGUGAAGUACGAGCAAGUAGCUGUAGCGAGGGAACUAUUGGAAGCUAAUGCCGAUAUUCACAUCGCCAGCGCCGGAUGUCAAAGUGCUCUGCAGAUGGUACUCCAUUGGCGAUACGACAAUACCAAGAUACUUCAAUUGUUUCUGGGCAAGAUGAAAGAUGAAGCGGCUGACACCGAGCAUUUGGUCGAUAGACUGCUAGAUGCUGAUUGCAGUCUGAUUCGCGCCGCCUAUCUAAAUGAUACCCGGGUCAUUCAGUGCAUGCUGCGACGCGGACUCGACGUGAACUCGAGAGAUCCUUGGAACAGGACAGCACUGCACGUCGCCUGCCAAAUCAACGAGAUAAAAUUGGUGAAGUUUCUGGUAGAGCACGGUGCCGACGUAAACUCUUUGGACAUGGAAGGCUACAGCCCAAUUAUGGAGGCCGGAUUCGUCGCGGACAAAGAGACGAUCAAAUGUCUGCUGGACGCAGGCGCCGAUCCCAAUGCCAGUAGUAUUCACUUCACGCUAACCACAGCUUUGUUCCUGGCGGCCCGCAAUCGCAGAAGCGCGUCGUGCAAACAGGUAUCCGCGUGCUUAGAGCUUCUUUUUCAUCGCGACGUCAUACCUGAGAAUGCUGGCGUGCUGUUCGACAUGGCCCACGACGACAUCAAGUCCGAGCACUACGUCGUGCUGAUCAAUUACUUGGCGCUGCUCAAAGAGCUCGGGAACCCAACUGUCGACUCGCUCUUGCAUUGCAAUCGAAAAGACUUGCUCACCGUUCUUCAAGCGUCAGUUGAGUCCUGCCAGAAAUUCCUUAGGAUGGCGGUGUCUGGCGGCCUGUCGAUGCUCAAUCUCUUGACCAACAACGACGACAGAAUGAAAGCUCGCAUGCGCGAUAGUUAUUUAAUGUCGAAACUAGAUGAGCUGCUUUCGGAUGACGAGAAUAAGAAACUGUUUCCCUAUUAUUGCAACACACUCGCCAUGCGACUUUCGAAAGCCAGGCGUUCGCUGGAAUUGGAAAACAAAGCGAUGUUCAUCAUCAGUGAAAUGAUGAAUGGCAGUCUGAAUCAGUUCUACAUAGUUGUCCGCAUAAUUGUUAGCUAUCUAAACGAUGACGAUUUACUUCGCUUGACUCGGAUAUACCAUCGAGAACGCACUUUUCAAUUCUCUUCUUUCAACAUGACUGACAAAAAUGAGAUUCACUUUGACGUAGGCUUGCUGAAUCACAUUAGAUUUCAUUCUAAUGACGAGGCGAAAUUGAUGCUGAAUAACGAUUUAGUCAACGCAUGCGAUGACAACGGCACAUUGUUGCAUUAUGCAACUACCUGCAGUAAUCGAGUAAUUGUCAAGCACCUGAUAGAGUGUGGGGCUGAGGUCGACUACUUAAAUAAGGCUGGCGAAACUUGUCUCAUGCUAGCGGUACGGAAAAACGUCAGGUCCUCAAUCGUCAAAGUGUUGUUAGAAGCCAACGCCGAUAUCUACAAAACUGAUCAUCAAGGAAGAAGUGUGCUGCAGACGGUCUGUGAUCCGAGUUAUCCAUAUUUCGAAAUUCUCGAAUUGAUUCUCAGAAAGCUACGAGGUGAGAUUAAGAACACCGAGAAGUUCGUCGACGAAUUGGUGACCGCAGGAUGUAGUUUUUACCAUGCCGUACACUUGGGAGAUUUCCAGGUAAUGCGAUGCAUGCUACAACGCGGAUUCGACGUCAACUCGAAGGGUUAUUGCGGACGGACAGCGCUACACGUUGUCGCAAUGCGCAACGAAAUGGAAUUGGCUAAAAUACUGAUAGACCAUGGUGCCGACGUAAAUGUUAGCGAUGACACCGAGCGUACGCCUUUCAUAAUUGCCGUUCAAAAUAGACAUAAGGAUAUAUUGAGACUCGUAUUGGAGGCAGGUGCCGAUCCCAAUGGCAAAUAUGACUUUUCACCUGUGUUUAUACUCUUCAUGGACGAUGCAGAUUUGCCAAAUGAAGACUCGGAUGAAUGCCUAGAGCUUCUCUUUCAAUACGGCGUCAUUAUCGAGAAUAGCAGCGACUUAUUUCGAAUGGGCGUAGCUUUAAACCAGCCGAAAAAAAUUAAUAUAUUGGUUAAUUACUUGACGAUGCUCCAGGAAGUUGGCAAACCGAUACCCGACUCGAAAUUACAAUGCCACAGUGAAAAAUUCCGCUUAACCAUUCUAGAGUUGGUUGACUCUUGUCGGAAAUUUUUGAAGACCGCGGUUUUCAAAAACUCUUCAAUUCUUAAAUUGUUGAUGAAUGGCGACAGCAAUAUGAGAAGGCACGUGCGCAAUCAUAAUUUUGUUUCGCACAUUCAGCAGCUCCUUUCGAAUGAUGAAAAUAAGAAACUAUUUCCUUAUUACUGCAGUACAAUUGCAAAGCGAGUCUCUAAAGCCAAAUAUUUCGUGUCACUGGAAAACAAGGCGAUUUCGAUUGUCAGUAUCAUUAUGAACAGCAAUCAGAACCUAUUUUACGCAGUCGCAUGCAAAGUUAUUGAGUAUCUGAAUGACAAGGACCUCAAGAAGUUAGUCCAUGGAUUUCACAUUUUAUAGGCACGUCUCCAGCUUGUACGUAUAAACGUACAUUAGUGGUGGACAAAUAUUUUUGAGUAUAAAUCAACGUAACGUGUAUCCCAGAUGUUGACGACGCCGAUAAAUUUUACAAGACAGUUUACGGAGAGGAAUCUCCGUAACAAAUACGUGUUCUAUAGAAUAAUGACAAUAUUAUAGGUAAUCAUUACCAUCUGAAUUACCUAUAUUCUAUACAUUAAUAAAAUACUGUUGUUCAAUUGACAACAUAUUUUUUAUAAGAAAUUUUCUUUACUCUUUUGGUACAUUUGCCCACAGUUGAUUCACUAGUUUCUUAAGAGUAAAGUUCAUUGAAGAACAUUGAAGAUAAAUCUGCCGAGUGGAAACAAUAAUACGCAUCCAUAAGAGUUGACCACAUAUACACUCAAAUUUGGUAAAAAAUGUCAAAUUUAAACUUUCGAAAAUUUAUAUUUUUUGAAAUAUAUAGUUUAGGGAAAAAUUAUAAAAAACUUUUUCAUCUUAAAAUAAGCCACAUUAAAAAAUAUUUUCCAGUUCGAAAAAAUCGCUUCAUCAUAAUUUGUUUAAAUGUUCGGCAAUUUGAACAAUUUUCUACAUAUUUCUUGAAAAAUCUAAUGGCGAAUUUGAAUUCAGAUAAGCAAAGUACAUAAGAAUAAGAAAUUACCAUCUGGGGCAUUUUCAUUGCAUACUAGAUCAUACCUAGUUUCCGGACUAUAACGUACAUAAAUUAUCGAAUUAAAAUUUCCGAAAAACUAUGGAAAUCAAGUAGUCUAACGCCUUUUGGAGCGAUACGGCGUCACCACCCGUAGCUGAAUGACUGGCAGCUUGUUGUAUUAAUUCUUGAAUAAAUUUAUUAUUUAAUGCGAAAAGUUUCCUUUUCGAUGUUAAUCAAUCUAAGCAACUCGUUCAUCGCUCUCUGGUUUUAACUUUCAAAUUGUUAUCAAUUUUCUCUUGAAAAAGUAGCAAAUUAAUAUCGAUUGUUAGAUACAGUGCAUAACAUGUCUAAUAAAUAGUGAAUUAAUUCAUCUCAUAAAAAAGAGUCAACAUUGUGGAAAUCCUAAUAGAAUUAAAAUUAGUGAAUAAACUCUGUAUCAUAAAUACUAGACAUGUCUUAUUGUCUUUUAACCGAAAAAAAAUUGAUAAACUUUUUAUUGUAAAGAUCACACGUAAUAAACA
Molecule: messenger RNA, 4376 nt
Organism: Phymastichus coffea
Lineage: Eukaryota; Metazoa; Arthropoda; Insecta; Hymenoptera; Eulophidae
Product: ankyrin repeat domain-containing protein 50-like
Exons: 3
Coding region: 441-3206 (921 amino acids)
Molecular function (GO): protein binding
Source: RefSeq, a predicted model, not a curated record